UCCAGGCAUGUGCUGUAACUACGGAGUAUAUAUAUCCGAUCCGGGUGAGGGAUAUCCAAAGAAGGGAAAAGAGAUGAAGAAUAUAAAGGUAGAGAUACCGAAUCAAAAAUGGGAUACAUAUCAUAGUAGAUAGAGUAAAGGGUGGUUUCCCACACGACAAAGAAAUCUUAAUGCAUUAUCGCAUUGUUUCAUUAUUCCAUCGUUAUCUACUUCCGCAAGUCCCGCUCCGCACGGUUCCCCAGAUCGUUACAAAACGUGCUUGGAAAUCGCCCGGCGGUCGGCAUUCCGAGCAAAAGCCGCAACUGCAAAUGCCUGAGGAGUCAGGCCCUGACAAAAGUGACGUGCUCGAGGACCAGUCACGAGAUCCCCGCACUUGUCCUCAUUGGGUGUGUUUGCUCGGUUACACUGUGGCUGUUUGCAUCGAUGUCGUGAUCGCAAUCCAAUCAGAGGGGGGCUAAUCCAACCCCGAUGGCGGAGAAGGGCCCCAAA
Aspergillus ibericus CBS 121593 is the source of this 489-nucleotide messenger RNA. RefSeq lists its product as uncharacterized. Bases 171 to 458 code for a protein of 95 amino acids. NCBI's taxonomy places the organism in Eukaryota, Fungi, Ascomycota, Eurotiomycetes, Eurotiales, Aspergillaceae. The transcript has a single exon. The record is from RefSeq and is a predicted model, not a curated record.